Molecule: messenger RNA, 1471 nt
Organism: Populus nigra (black poplar)
Lineage: Eukaryota; Viridiplantae; Streptophyta; Magnoliopsida; Malpighiales; Salicaceae
Product: protein TIFY 4B-like
Exons: 9
Coding region: 203-1255 (350 amino acids)
Biological process (GO): regulation of defense response; response to wounding; regulation of jasmonic acid mediated signaling pathway
Cellular component (GO): nucleus
Source: RefSeq, a predicted model, not a curated record
GUUGGAGAGUGAGACGCCGCGACACAAACGCCUCCCCUCUACCUCCACGCACCUCUCACUCUCCUGCCUAUUCUCCCAGAACCUUGUCACCCCUUGAAGUACAACAUAUUCACCAAAAUACCACUCUAAAGUGUAAAAUCUCACUAAAUCCUCCAUCCUUGCAAGCUCCGGUAACCGAUCACCGGACCCAAAAUCAAACACCAUGCAGCCGGGAGAGACAGUUUUCCGGUCAGCUCUUGACAAACCCCUACACCAGCUAACAGAAGAUGAUAUUUCUCAGGUCACUCGCGAAGAUUGCCGCCGUUACCUCAAAGAAAAAGGUAUGAGAAGGCCGUCGUGGAACAAAUCGCAGGCAAUACAGCAAGUGAUUUCACUCAAAACACUCCUCGAAGCGACGCCGGAGACUGAAUCUCCAAGGCGACGACUCUACAUUCCCCGCCCUCCUCCUCAUCCUCCUGAUAACACUACUCGUGUCCCUCCAAAUUCCUCUGUUUCAGAGAGGGGAGCAAGUACUGAAACGCCGAUCUCGGUGCCAGCCGAGGAGCCAGUUCCGUGCCGGCAACACGAUCCUCCAAAUCCCGAUGUUCUUGCCGAUCCUCUGCCUCCUGUCCAUGCUGCCGUCACCGAGAAUGCUUCGGUUUCACCAAGAACUACAGGCAUGGCAAAAGAAUCAGCAGGACAGAUGGCAAUUUUUUACUGUGGGAAGGUAAACGUCUAUGAUGAUGUACCGAGAGACAAGGCGCAAGCAAUAAUGCAUCUUGCUGCAAGCCCAUUUGCUCCACCUCAGGAUGCUUCUUCAGAUGUAAUUCCGACAUUAAGGCCUUUACAAUGCCAGUUAGAAACUCCAGGUGUCAAAGCUGCUCCAAAUUCAAUUGUGGCGAACUUUCCAACCCUGCCAACAGUGAAAGGGGCAGAUAGUGGUCAGAUUCUCUGGGAAGAAAGCAACAUAGCUCGUGAAGACAACCUAGAAGGCUCUACAAGCAGAAAAGCAUCCUUACAAAGAUAUUUUGAGAAGAAGAAAGACAGGUUCAAGAACAAGAGAAAGGUGGCAGUGCCUUCUGCUAGCUUGGACGUCUACUUAAGCCAUCUGGUUGGAGAUCAAAUCUCAAAUGAUCAUUGGAACCUAAAUGAUGCCUGCUCUCCUUCCCAACCCAGGCCUCCCCAAACGCCUAACCGGUGCAACUCUGUUGACAAUGUAGCAAAAAAUGGCAUCCUCAAAGCUGACCUUAACAACAAAGAUGUACCAGAAAUCUGAAAUCUGAAUACAUGGAGGAUGAAUCUGUUGCACAGCAUGCGGUUCGUUCUUUUGAGCAAGGAAUCGCGUCGAUCGCUAUCCGAUGACCCAUUUUGAUAUCAAUCAAGGCAGUAGAGUUUAGCUCCCUUGGAAGGGUUUGUACUAUAAGGUAAAUAGCUUGUUGUAGUAACUGCGGCCAUUUUAAAGUUAUUAAUGAGGAAACAAAUUAGAAGAGAA